Mucor mucedo is the source of this 1156-nucleotide messenger RNA. Its product is annotated as Nse4 C-terminal-domain-containing protein. The record is from RefSeq and is a predicted model, not a curated record. Bases 28 to 996 code for a protein of 322 amino acids. Lineage: Eukaryota; Fungi; Mucoromycota; Mucoromycetes; Mucorales; Mucoraceae. Gene Ontology annotation, biological process: DNA repair. The transcript is spliced from 5 exons. Gene Ontology annotation, cellular component: nucleus; Smc5-Smc6 complex.
UUUUAUUCUAAACAAUAACAACAGACGAUGGGAAACUCAAAAGAUCAAGGUUUACGACAGGUGGAAGAGCUUUUAAGAAAAGACAUUGAUACAUCACAAUACGAUCCUAAUCAAAGUGAAGACGAGCGUCGUUUAUUACGUAGUCAAUACCGUGAUUUACAAGAACAAACUUUUGAGAAGAGACGUGAAUUAGUAGCGCAGGAUUCCGGAGAUGGAUUACUAAAGGUUUUAAGCCAGUCUAACACAUUAUUUAGUCAAGUGAGAAAUACACAAGAAGCCAUUUUGGAUUCUAGAUUUAUGGUUCUGGCCUCGGAUCUCAAUUCGCAAAAGGCACAAAAUAUCAAUAUUGGACAAGACACGGAAGUCAACCUGGAUGAAUUUGUAGCAAAAGUCAUCACAACCUCCAGUGAAGGGCCCAAACAUAUCCACGACGUGAGUUUAGAUUGGGAAUACAUCGGUAAAAAAGCAAGCACAUUUGGUAAGAGAGCAUAUACGAUGGAUUUUAUGCUGGGACCUUUAUCUGUUCAACGUAAGGAAAGUAAGAGGGUAAGAACAGGAAAACUUAGCAAGAAUAAGGAUGAUUUGGUCAUGCCAGCCCAGCUCAAAGAAGGAGACAUCCAAAAACAAGAAAAUGAAACUUCUAAUAACGUCAACAAUAUAUACAAGACACUGAGUGAAUUGGGUCCUAUCAACUACUUCAAAUUUGUAACGAACCCUGAUUCUUUUUCACAAACAGUCGAAAAUAUCUUUUAUGUUUCGUUUUUAGCGAGAACUGGAGUUGCUGGUAUUAGUACUGCCACUGGGCAACCUAUAUUGGAAAUAAAGAAACCUCAAGAUGAUAGUAACAUGGAGGAUAUGGUGAGCAAGAAACAGAUUAUAAUGGGCAUCGAUAUCAAAGAUUGGAAAGAUAUCAUUGACACCUACCAGAUAACAAGCUCAUGUAUCCCAACCCGUCCCAUCAAAGAAAAUGGUACAUCAACAUCAGGUUGGUAUUAAUUUAAUAUAUCGGUGUACAAUAAAAAUGCAUAAUUAUGCUGUGUUUCUGUAAACACUGACUCUAUUGUCGUCAUAUCUUAAUUACACAAGCUGGCGUUAAUAACUCGCUCACUCCCUCUUAAAAGUGCUUUGUUGUGAAUUGAAAGCGGGUACACGAAAC